UACAUUUUACUAUCAAAGAUCUAGAUUUACAAAGAAUUUAGGCUGCCACGUCACUCACUUGUUCUUAGGGCUUUUGGGGGGAAGCGAUGAAGAGGAAGAAGAUCCGGAGUGGAUGGCAGAAGGUCGUGAUCCAGGCGGCAUUGAGAUGGUUGUGUCCAGCUCUCGCAAUGGCGGCGCUUCUCGUCCUCAUCGCGGAACUGCGAGUUUGGCCGGAUGAGAGCGGGGAGAAGGCCCGGAUCGAAGUGGAGAAUGCGAAUCCAGAGAUUACUGCGACAGGGAGGAAGGAAUCGAAUCUCGGUAGCCUGGCAAUGCCGAUGAGGAGAGCGAAAGGACACAGUGAACCAUGUUUGAAGCUCCCAAGCGAUGAAGUGAUUGAAAAGCUUGAAUUCCCAUCGAGACUUCCUAGUCCCUUGGGAGAUCUUCGCUUUGCCAAGCAGUCGGGAAGUGGUGUGGAAGCAAACACGAACAGAUUUGUGGGAUCUCAGACCAUGGCUGAGAGAAAUAGCUCGUUCCAGAUUCGCGAAAAUAUGGAGGUGCAUUGUGGUUUCUACGGUGAAGACCCUGGUUUUGACAUUGACGAAGUGGACACAGCUUUUCUAAAAACUUGCAAGGCUGUUGUGACGACUUGCAACUUCGGCGGAGGAGAUGAUAUCUAUCAGCCGAUUGGCAUGUCAAAUGCUUCUCUAGCAAAGGUGUGUUACGUUGCGUUUUGGGACGAGGUGACCCUUUCGCAAAUGCCAGAGGAUAAAAGACCAUCUCCCGACACUCGCAUGGCUGGCUUGUGGAGAGUAGUCGUCGUUCGAAACCUUCCUUUCAACGACCAGCGUCGAAACGGGAAAAUUCCAAAGUUGCUGGGGCACAGACUAUUUCCAAACGUCAGAUACUCAAUCUGGGUGGACUCCAAGUACCAGUUCCGUCGUGAUCCCAUGGCAGUUUUCCAUGCCCUGCUGUGGAGUCCCCAGGCAGCGCUGGGGAUUUCAGAGCAUGGAGCUCGACGGUGCGUUUACCGUGAAGGCAAAGCCGUGGUGGCCAAGAACAAAGCUUUGCCAGCCGAGGUGGACUUGCAACUCAGUCAGUACCAGGCGGAAGGAUUUCCAGAAAACGCAACUUUCAAUGGUCACAAAGCAUUGGCUGAAGCAUCAGUGAUUGUAAGAGAACACACUCCAGUGACCAACCUGUUUAUGUGCCUGUGGUUUAACGAGGUGGUCCGCUACACUGCAAGGGACCAGCUGAGCUUUCCUUACGUUCUCCGACGCUUCGGGCUGCUCCAGCUCAACAUGUUCCCCGUUUGCACACGCAAAGCGCUUGUGAAUAGCAUCGGCCACAAACAAAAGGCAAAACCACUCGAGAGAAUUCCCACCGAGUAGGCAAUCAGUCACAUUUUUUUCUCGGUUCCGAAAGACGACGCCGUCUAGCAGCUGGAGUUUGCGCGUAUGACCCGAACGACCGCAUUCACGGCACCUUGACACGGUCCUUGAGCUC
This is a messenger RNA of Selaginella moellendorffii, 1482 nucleotides long. RefSeq lists its product as uncharacterized. The transcript has 8 exons. The coding region runs from base 87 to 1367 and encodes 426 amino acids. NCBI's taxonomy places the organism in Eukaryota, Viridiplantae, Streptophyta, Lycopodiopsida, Selaginellales, Selaginellaceae. The record is from RefSeq and is a predicted model, not a curated record.